GCAAAGGGCUGAGCUAAUUGUAGCCUAAUCCUCUGCCCUGCAGGCGUUUGCAAAGCCCUGAGCAAGAAUUCGCUUUUUUUCCUCCUCUUCUCCCUUCCCUCUGUUAUUUAGAGACGGGAUUAUUGCCUUUCUUCUCAUAACAGCCUCGGCAGUUUCAUUUAAAGGCUUUUUUUCCCCCCCUCUCACACACAUACAUACACACACACUCACAAAAUAAAUAGAAAAAGAAGCAGCAAAAACAGGGGAAGAGAGAGGAGACAGAGAAGCUUUAAAAAUAAUAAUCACAGCAGGAUCUGCGGAGCAAAGAUAGUAAUAAAAGCAAAAAAGCUGAGCCCAUCCACACAGAGCCCCGGCAGAGCCCAAAGCCAAAGGGGGGCUCGCAGAUCUCUUCUGUGCUCAAGGAGGGAAGAAGCAUGUCCCGUCUGUCUCUGACACGCUCCCCGGUUUCUCCUCUGGCUGCUCAAGGAAUUCCUCUCCCAGCUCAACUCACCAAGUCCAACGCUCCCGUGCACAUCGAUGUAGGAGGACACAUGUACACCAGCAGCCUGGCCACCCUCACCAAGUACCCAGACUCCAGAAUAAGUCGUCUGUUUAAUGGCACAGAGCCCAUUGUCCUGGACAGUUUAAAGCAGCAUUAUUUCAUUGAUCGAGAUGGGGAGAUUUUCAGAUAUAUAUUAAGCUUCCUAAGGACAUCUAAGCUACUGCUCCCAGAUGACUUUAAGGACUUUAAUCUUUUAUAUGAAGAAGCAAAGUAUUACCAGCUGCAGCCAAUGAUUAAGGAACUUGAGCGGUGGAAACAAGAGAAAGAACAAAGGAAACACUUCCAGCCUUGUGACUGCUUGGUUGUGAGAGUGACUCCGGAUCUGGGGGAGAGGAUUGCGCUGAGUGGGGAGAAGGCUUUGAUAGAGGAGAUCUUCCCGGAGACGGGGGAUGUCAUGUGCAACUCGGUGAACGCGGGCUGGAACCAGGACCCCACCCACGUUAUCAGGUUUCCCUUGAAUGGAUACUGCCGGCUCAACUCCGUGCAGGUGCUCGAAAGGUUAUUUCAGAAGGGAUUUAACGUGGCAGCUUCCUGUGGUGGUGGGGUGGAUUCCUCCCAGUUCAGCGAGUACGUGCUGUGCCGCGAAGACAGACGACCACAGCCCACCCCAACAAUCAGAAUAAAACAGGAGCCCCUGGACUAGAACCCUCCCCGUGCCCCUUUGUAACCGUAGAAGUGUUUAAUAGUCCCUUAUGUGAAACACUAAGGAUUUGCAAAACAGUAUUAGCAAACAGAUUUGGACUUUCUGUUGCCCAUCAGUGGUACUCUGAAACUACCUGUCACACAGCCAGCCAUGGAACGCGUCUGGAAAUCCACUGCCUGUCGCUCACGGUGGAGCUCCUGAGCACACUGACUUGGGGCUGACCAGCAGUGCUGUGGAACAGGCAAAGCUUUGGAAACCCUGGCCCUGGCCUGGACUUCUGCAGCAAGAGCCAUGGAAGCAGUGGAAGGGACCAGCAGGAGCCCGGGGACAGCCGGAGCUGCGGGGACGGGGGCGUCUGCGGGAGGAAGAACCCCAAAAACUGCACUGAGAACCUUCCCUGACCGUGCCCCUCCUCCAUAUCA
Messenger RNA from Melozone crissalis (California towhee), 1606 nucleotides. RefSeq names its product potassium channel tetramerization domain containing 15 (gene KCTD15). The transcript has 5 exons. Gene Ontology annotation, biological process: protein homooligomerization. The coding region runs from base 414 to 1184 and encodes 256 amino acids. NCBI's taxonomy places the organism in Eukaryota, Metazoa, Chordata, Aves, Passeriformes, Passerellidae. The record is from RefSeq and is a predicted model, not a curated record. Gene Ontology annotation, molecular function: protein binding.